CCCCCCGACACUCUGUCCCGACACCAUCACACUAAGAAGUGGAUUGAGAGAGAGACGGGGAUAAAUGGAUGGGGAGGGGGGUGGUUGCACCAUUGGGGAAGAGGAGAGAGAGAGAGAGCGAGAGAGAGGGCGAUACCGAGCACCAGUGGCAGGGAAACACACCCGCCAGCCGCGUGCAGAGGAGAGAAAAAAAGGCAGCACGGACAAAAGAAACAUGGAUGCAUUAGAGAAGUAUCCACUCAAACAGAUAACGGAAUGGAUGUGCCGUUCCUCCUGCACCUAACGGGGAACGAAUUAGCCUAUUUUAAUGCGGUGGUGCGAGGCGAGGUAUUGCAAGCUAAAAAGGCGGAAAGCAGUAUUUAAUCCGUCUGCGGAUCCCAUGAGCUGGCAAUGGCUGUUAUGGGGAUAUGUAGCUGUAUAGGAAACAAUGUGGCUCUUUCUUUUGUUGCAUUUUUCUUAUUGUGUGGCCUUUCACUUGGACAACUACGGUACUCUAUUCAGGAGGAAGUAGAAAAUGGAGCGGAGGUGGGGGAUCUUGUGCAGGACUUGGGGUUGGAUAUUCGAAAGCUCUCCAAUCGAAAGAUAAAGGUAACCACCAGUGGAAAACGGUAUGUGGAUGUCAAUCCCCAAAAUGGGAAAUUACUUGUCAAUGAAAGAAUCGACAGAGAGACGCUGUGUGAUUUGAGCAGCACCUGUCUUAUACAUUUAGAGGUGCUUGUUGAAAACCCAUCCGAGGUGCACAAUGUCGAGGUGGAGAUUGUGGAUGCGAAUGACAAUGCGCCGCAGUUCCCUAGUGACGAGUAUCAAUUGGAAAUUGCAGAAUCGGCUUUACCAGGGUCUCGUUUCCCCAUUGAGAACGCCCUGGAUCCGGAUGUGGGAUCCAAUUCCGUUCGUCUGUAUCGACUCAGCCCAAACGAACACUUCGCACUUGAUUCCAACAAGCCCUCCCUCAACAGCAAGAACAUUGAGCUCGUGCUCAAAAAGCCCCUUGACCGUGAGCUGGCGCCUUACCACCAAUUCAUUCUGACUGCUGCAGAUGGCGGAACACCAGCAAAAACCGGUUCAGCUCUAAUUAAUGUGCGAGUCCUGGACACCAAUGACAACGAUCCUGUAUUUGACAGCUCAAUGUACAAAGUCAAAUUGUUAGAAAACUCACCAAAAGACACACUGGUCAUCAAAUUGAACGCCACAGACCAUGACGAGGGUACCAAUGGGGAGGUGUAUUACUCUUUCAGCAGCUACACUCCUGAGAGAGUCAGACAGAUGUUCAGCAUGGACAGCAACACGGGAGAGAUCAGAGUGAGGAGGAUUGUGGACUACGAAGAAACCAACUCUUAUGAGAUGUACAUCCAGGCCAUGGAUAAAGGCCCUGGUGCUGUGGCAGCCCACUGUAAGGUGGUGGUGGAGGUGGUGGAUGUGAAUGACAACGUCCCAGAGAUAGUCCUGUCCUCUCUCUCCAGCCCAGUGAGGGAGGAUGCCCGGGCUGACACCGUGGUGGCCCUGAUCAGUGUCACAGAUCGGGACUCUGGUGCCAACAAACAGGUGAACCUGGAGAUACCGCCGGGCCUGCCCUUCAAGAUCAAGUCCUUCAGAAACUACUACACCCUGGUCACCUCCGCCUUCCUGGACCGUGAGACCACCGCUGCCUACAAUGUCACCCUUAGCGCCACUGACGGUGGCACCCCACCCCUCUCCUCCCAGAAGACCAUACAGGUGGAUGUGGCUGAUGUGAAUGACAACCCGCCGCGCUUCGAGCAGACCUCCUAUACGGUCUAUGUGACUGAGAACAAUGCCCCCGGGGCCUCGCUGUGCACCGUGAAGGCCCAGGACUCCGAUGUCAACGAGAACGCACGCAUCACCUACACCGUCCUCAAUGACAACAACCACGGUAUCCCCGUCACCUCCUAUGUCUCUGUGAAGGCCGACACGGGAGAGGCAUACGCCCUGCGCGCCUUUGACUAUGAGUCACUCAGGGAGUUCCACUUCCAGGUCAAAGCUCAGGACGGGGGCAUCCCGCCCCUCAGCCGGGUGGCCACUGUCUACAUCUACAUCAUGGACCAGAACGACCACGUGCCUGAGAUCGUCAAGCCCCCAGGCAACGGCACACGCUCUAUAGAGACGGUGCUGAAGAACGCCGAAGCUGGCGUCCUGGUGACCAAGGUGGUGGCGUACGACGCAGACGCGGGUCCCAACGCCUGGCUGAUCUAUGUGUUGGAUCAGUCCACAGACUUGGACCUGUUCAAGGUGCAUGAACACACAGGGGAGAUCCGCACCACUCGCAGGGUCCUGGAGGACAACUCCACCUCCUUCAGCCUGACUGUACUGGUGAGAGACCACGGCCAGCCUCCUCUCUCCUCCACCGCCACCGUCAAUGUGGCCGUCAUGGAGGUGCCACCCAAAGUGACCCCUGACCCCAAGAGGGUCAUCCGGCCCCACAGCACCCUGCUCUUCUCCAACGUGACCCUCUACCUGAUCGUGGCCCUGAGCGCCACCACCUUUGUGUUCCUGGUGACCGUGGUGGUGCUGGCCAUCGUGCGCUGCCAUGCUUACUGCACCCAGCCUGGCUCCUGCUCCCCCUGCUGUGUGUCCCAGAAGACCCCCCCUGAUGGCGGGAGCAACAGCACAGUAGGUGGUUCUGGGGGUGGAGGUGGUGGUGGAGGUGGGGGACAACCCAAUAACAAUGUGGCGCUGCGGAGAGACCUCAAAGUGGAGCCUCACUACAUUGAGGUGCGUGGGAAUGGCUCCAUGACCAAGACCUACUGCUACAAGACCUGCCUGACGGCCACCUCAGGAAGCGACACCUUCAUGUUCUACAACACAGGCCGGCCCAUCAGCGGCACCUGGGGUUCCGAGCGCUUCUUCACGGGAGGAAGCGGAUUUGUACGGAGACUGAGCAUGCCCGACGCUUCACUGCAAGUCUGUCCAGAGCCGAAGGCCCCAAAUGCUGACUGGCGAUACUCCACUUCUUUGAGGGCAGGGAUGCAGAGCUCGGUCCAUAUGGAGGAGUCGUCAGUGAUGCAGGGAGCCCAGGGGAUGCUGGUCCAGAACUGGCCCACAGUGUCCAGCGCUGCAGAUGGUGAGGGGGGCGAGCUGUCCCCUCCGGUUGGAGCUGGCAUCGACAGUAACAGCUGGCACUUCCGUUACGGGCCUGGCCCAGGCUACGGCCCCCCUCAGGUCCUGAGGCCCGGAGAGAUCCCGCCUGAAGCCUUCAUCAUCCCCGGCUCCCCCGCCAUCAUCUCUAUCCGCCAGGGCCCGGGAGGAGAGGAUGACAAGAGCGACUUCAUCACCUUCGGCAAGAAGGAGGAUGCCAAGAAGAAGAAAAAGAAGAAGAAGGACAAGAAAGACAAGAAAGACAAGGGGAAGGAGGAUGUGGACGAGUAGAGGAGAAAGGGGAGAUAUUAAAACAGAGCUACCAACUAAAGUCCAAAUAACAGAUGCAAGACAAAAAGCCAAGUGUAUAUUUUAGAAGCAGGAGAGCCUCCCUGUGGUGUGUUUGCAUAGUUAAGUCUGCCCAGCCAUGUCCCCAUUAGCAGAGGCCUAUCUCAAUGAAAAAGCCAAUUGUAGCCUCUGCCAGGUUGACCCUCCGAGGCUUCCAUACCUCUGGCUAUUAAACAGGCUUCAUAUGGGAUUUAAUAGGCUGUCAUUAGCCAGACAUUUGCUGAAAGAAAAUACUGUUUCUAAUCAAACAAAAAUACAUUUGAUUAGAAGAACCUUUCUACAAUGACGAUUAUGUACUCAACUUUUCCUGCCCCACUCUUUCAUCUAUAAAAUGCAAUAUGUGAGAGAAAUCUCACACACCAUUUUAAUGCCAUUGCUAUGACUAGUGUUACAGUCCUGCCAGCCACCUCCACAAACUGGCCUGAAAUAGGAUGCUCUUCCCUGGCCCUUCUGGCCCCAUGUUGGCAUCUCUGUCUUUACUCCGCCCCCUGUCUCCUCUGCUCUCCUGAUUGAAGGGGGAGAGGAGGAGCUCAAUCGGACAAAGAGUGAAACAGAGGCUCUCUUCUCCAAUAACAUGGAGGCCUUGUGAAAAAAAGGAAUACACAAUAGUUAUUUUAUACAAAAUAUAAAAAAGAGAAAGUGACCCAAACAAGACACCUGACAUCUGUGUAUGUAGUGUACGGUGAGCUGUGUGAGAUUAGAAUGGGUUGAGAUUAGUGCUGGCCGAGAUUGAAGGCUGGAUUAGACUGCCCAGGUUAUUUUCAGUGCGUGCUGAAGCCGGGGUGUUUCAUACCUGGCACUGUUGGCACUGUUGGCAGCAAAGGGCAGGGGCGAAGUACCUGGCCCCCAUCUCCUCACCUAGAACAGACAACAGGUCAGUGGGGCCUUGAACCCACAGUGUGCAACACACAACCACAAUAACUACCACACAUACGCUCACACUAGACAGUCAGGCCACAAUAACUACCACACAUACGCUCACACUAGACAGUCAGGCCACAAUAACUACCACACAUACGCUCACACUAGACAGUCAGGCCACAAUAACUACCACACAUGCGCUCACACUAGACAGUCAGGCCACAACAACUACCACACAUACGCUCACACUAGACAGUCAGGGCCGCCAUGCACACACCUCUCUGGAUACUAUAGAUCUCUAACCCAGCCAAAAGGCUGAGGCAUAGCAGUGGCCUGUUUGCUAUGGAUGUGUAAUAAACUCAGCAAAAAAAGAAACGUC
Salmo salar (Atlantic salmon) is the source of this 4678-nucleotide messenger RNA. Its product is annotated as protocadherin alpha-C2. Gene Ontology annotation, cellular component: plasma membrane. NCBI's taxonomy places the organism in Eukaryota, Metazoa, Chordata, Actinopteri, Salmoniformes, Salmonidae. Gene Ontology annotation, molecular function: calcium ion binding. Gene Ontology annotation, biological process: homophilic cell-cell adhesion. The record is from RefSeq and is a predicted model, not a curated record.